Messenger RNA from Drosophila suzukii, 1184 nucleotides. RefSeq names its product serine/threonine-protein phosphatase 1 regulatory subunit 10. Lineage: Eukaryota; Metazoa; Arthropoda; Insecta; Diptera; Drosophilidae. The record is from RefSeq and is a predicted model, not a curated record.
UAAGCUUUAUGUAUACAAAUUACGUCAUUUAUCAUAAAGCAAUAUCGCGGGAUAUUGAACUCUUCGAGUUAGGAUGGGGAAACUGCAGGGCUGGCAGAACGAUUAAAGAACUGGAAAACCCACAAAGAAGAAGGGCAAGAAGAGGAAAGAUCCCACAAAGCCCCCAUGAUCGUAUGCAAAUUAAUGAGCGCGGUUAUUAGAACGGUUCUUGAUUGAUCAGUGAUCGAGAUCGAGAAAGAAAGGCGUCCCAAAUUUGGGCCAUUGCAUGGGCUUAUUCUAAUGAGAAAACCGAGAGCAAGAUGUGAGAUUAUUCCAGAUGCACCGGGUAUAAAAAGGCAUUGCAGCUGGAGAGGUCAGGUUAUUCGGAGAGAGAUCAUGGAUCGAAGAGUGACAGCUAUUUCGUUGAUUUUCCUGCCCCUCUUGGGGAGCACGUUCUGUUUCCAGGAGAAGGCUCCGGUGCAGUCGAGCCUGAUCUCCGGACAGACCAGGACGGAUAAGCAGCAACAGCUGGACGAUCCACUGGGCAGUGGACGCGUGCUCGAAGAGCACCUGAUGAAGACCAUUGGUAAGGGCGGCAUGAAGCUGGUGAUGGCCUCGGGCGCCCCGUCGACCACACCGAAACCGUCAGUACAACACCAUUACUAUUAUCCACCAGAGGAUCAGCACCCGCGGCAGUAUGGCUACGGUCCUCUGCUACCAUGGUCGCCGGCACCGCCACCUCCCCCGCCACCCAUUUACCCGCAGCGUCCUUGGGUGCCACCACCGCCUCCGGGACCAGGACCGCCACCACCGCCUCCGGGACCAGGACCGCCAUUUCCUCCUCCUCCAGUCCAGCCGCCCUUCUACAAUCCCUUCUACAAUGGCUUCAACUACUACGGCGGCUAUGGAUAUGGGGGCUUUGGCUAUCCCGGCUUCGGCGGCUUUUCUGGCUAUCCCUACUACCCCUUCUUCCGCUCCUCGGCAGGAGUCGGCGAGGUGGAUAAUCAACUGUCCGUUCCCGAGGGUCUCACGCCCUCCGGCAUUCCUGGCGUUUUCCAGGGCAGGGCCACCCUGCUGUCCCAACCGAACUUCCUCGAGGGCAGGAACAACGCCAACAUUGUGCCAUUAUAUCACCUGCUCCAAAUGGCCAGGGCCUAGAGUAAUGUGAACGAAUCCCUAAAUAAAACUGAAUUUAUUACGUAAUA